Ectocarpus siliculosus is the source of this 1462-nucleotide messenger RNA. The record is from the annotation of a GenBank genome assembly. NCBI's taxonomy places the organism in Eukaryota, Phaeophyceae, Ectocarpales, Ectocarpaceae.
AUGAGCAACUCAGCGGGCAUGGAUUUGCAACGUGUUCCUCUGCCGAAGCCAUCGCUGCUGGAAUUUGCAAGACGUAUCCCCAAGGUCGAGCUUCAUGCACAUCUUCACGGAUGCAUUAGGCCGGCGACAGUACGGGAUCUCGCCUCAGCUCGUGGCAUCAUUCUGUCGCCUGAGCAGCAACGGGUGCUAGCUCCGGGCGGUGAGCGGAGCCUGUCUGACUGCUUCAAGAUAUUCGACACAAUUCACACCGUAGUCUCCGACCUGCCGGCUGUCCGAAGGAUCACGCUUGAAGCGUUGCAAGACAUGCAACGCGAUAACGUGCGGUACGCCGAGCUCCGAACCACCCCUCGCCCGCUGGCAGACGGCACGAGCCGACGGGACUACAUUGAAAAUGUUCUCCAAGUCUUUCAGGAGUUCGAAGCCAGCCAGGCAACGAAAGCAAUCCCCAGUUUAUUGGGGAAUACCGGCAGGAUCCCGGAAUCUGGCAACCUCACCGACGAAUCGUUGGUAGCUGGGACGCUAACCCCGCGGCUGCUGCUCAGCGUGGACAGAACGAAAAGUGUGGAGGAGGCCAUGGAGGUUGCCAAGCUUGCCGUCGAGCUGCGGGGGGAAGAAGAGUGGAGACCAUACGUGCUUGGAAUGGACUUCAGCGGUAACCCUACCAAGGGAUCAUUCAAAGAGUUCAGGCUGGCCUUUGAGUCGGCUCGAAGCAAUGGGCUGAAAGUGACAGUGCACUGCGGAGAAGUUCCCAACGACACCGACUUUCUCGAGGUGAUCGCCUUCCGUCCGGAGCGGCUGGGACACGCGGUGGUUCUCGGAGAAGAGGUGCGGCAGAUGCUGCUGUCUCUAGUGCCGCGGAUACCUAUCGAGGUGUGCCCGACCUCGAACCUCCUCACCCUGGCCCUCUCCCACCACGGAGAGCACCCUACUGUGCAAGGAUGGAUCGAAGCAGGCUACCCGUUCGGCGUCAACACCGACGACUCCGGGGUGUUCGACACGGAUCUGGCGACCGAGUUUGCUCACCUCGCCACCUCCAAUGACUUGGAUGAGGAGGGCAUCGCGUGCUUGGCAUGUCGAGCGGUCCAGGACAUUUUUGACGACGGUCUACGUCCGUCUCUCGCCGAGUCUUUCCGAAGAGAGUGCGACGUCCUCCUGGCCUCAUCUUCAUCUUUCGGUGAAGACGUACAGAAAGUACAGUAGCUGCAAGAAAAUGACGCAGGCCAUGCACAUGCGUCCCCGCUAGGCCUUCGCAAGCGCGAAAUCAGUCUCACGUGCGAUGGCCAUGGCCAGUGUUCAGCUCUUCCUGUGGAACCCUACCGCAGUGCGUGUGCCCAUGCGAAACGGACGCGUGCGUACAGCAUUAGUUUUACGAGGCCGCCGGAGAGUUCCGGGAAUACGGUACUACGCGCAAUACACCAAAGAAUGAGCGGUGCUACUGUACGUGCUAUUCGAACAGACGGCG